AGUUUUCUAUCAGAUAACGUGACAACCAAAAAAUCCCGAUUUUAUAACGUACGAAAGAAAAAAAAAUAUGAAAUAUUUAAGUUCGUCAAUAUUUCAAGGUGUCAUUCUCGGUUGGAUUUCUUCCACUUUGAUAUUGAUAUUUGCAAUUUUUGUGGGAAUGUGGAGCAAAAUAAUGGGACUUGAUGUCGUGUGGAAUUUGCGUGUUGGUUUAUUUUUAACCGUCGUAAAUGUGACUACAAGAGUAGUAUCUUUUAUUGCAUGUUUCAUGAUGCCGGCUAUUUUAGCAGGAAUGCUUGUCUUAAAUAAAAUACCAGUGUUGACCGGGUCUGGUGCAAUGAUUAGUCAAUUAAUAGAAGCAUCUAUAACUCGUGGUCCAUUAUGUACUUUAAAAGCCUGCUUUAACUCAGGUAAAACUCGUACACUCGCUAUUGUUAUUGCCUCAGUCUUAGUUUGGCAAUAUACAGUAUCAUUAUCUGAUUUGUAUCUCCAUUUAACUGCUGUCGGAAAGUCUCAACAACUUCCUGGAUUAAUGGUUCCAAGCGCGAGGUCAUUAGAUAUAGCAACUAAUUGUUCCUUAUCCCACACUGAUACUUGUUCUAGAUUUAAACGUGGAAUGACAAAUCCAGGUAAAGCAUUACAAAUAUAU
This is a messenger RNA of Rhizophagus irregularis DAOM 181602=DAOM 197198, 646 nucleotides long. Lineage: Eukaryota; Fungi; Glomeromycota; Glomeromycetes; Glomerales; Glomeraceae. The record is from RefSeq and is a predicted model, not a curated record.